This is a messenger RNA of Balaenoptera musculus (blue whale), 975 nucleotides long. RefSeq names its product proline-rich protein 2-like. The record is from RefSeq and is a predicted model, not a curated record. The transcript is spliced from 2 exons. Lineage: Eukaryota; Metazoa; Chordata; Mammalia; Artiodactyla; Balaenopteridae. The coding region runs from base 1 to 975 and encodes 324 amino acids.
AUGUCGAGCGGCCGCCGGCUCCCGCCGCCUCUCGCCGCGCCCCGGGCUCGGUCCGGGGCCGCCGCUGCGCCCUGGAGCGCGCCGCGCCGCCGGGGUCCCGCUCUCCCGCCGCCCGUCCCCCGGGCCGGGCUCCUCCCGCCUUCUCCAGGCGCUGCUCCCACUUCAGGCGGCCCCUGCCAGCUGCAACAGACAAAUCGCCGAAGCGGGGGAGACAUUCAGGGCUUCGGGAUGCUGAAGCCUCGGGGUCCCCAUUCCCGAGCCCAACCCGCGCGCCGCCUGCGCGUGGCGCAGUUACUUUGGGUAAGUGAAGACCGUUUGCUCCACAGCUGGCUGAAAAGCCCAGGCCCCCGGCGGCAGCGGCUCCAGCCAGCCCCUCGGCCUCCCGGGCGCCGCCUGAAAAAAGCGCCGCAAAUCCCUGUCCCUGCCCUCAGCGCGGCGCAAACGCAAAAGCCGCCGUGGCUGAAGCUCCAGCCCCGGUGGCCGCCCGACCCCUGUCGGGACCCCGGCUGCACCCACUGGAGAAGUGGCGGCUCCGGCUCCCGAGGCGGCGGCGGCUGUUCCUUGGUCCUGGCCGCGGCAGCCGCUGCCCUGCUCUGCCCGCAGCUGUCCCAGCUGUGGCCGCCUGUCCGCCUGCGGCACCCACAGUCUCUGCCGCGGCUCCCGCGGCCCCCUCCUUUCCCCACCUCUUCAAGUAUCGUCUGCGCAGCGGUUUCUCGCGAGAGAAAUACUUUUUUUAAAAAAAGAAAGAAAAAGAAAAUGACACCCCCUCCUACAUCCCCCUCAUCACCACCCCACCCCUCGGCCCCAUCCAUCCUCCCUUUCCACUCCCCUUUGCCAGCCACCGCCUCGGCGCGGGGGCCUCCCUCGCUCGCAGGAUUAGCGCAGUGGGAGGAGGCAGAGGUGAUCGGGUCCUGCCCGGCCUGGGAUUUCGCGUUUUGGGGUGAGGAGUUGAGGGAAUGGGAAGAAGUCGAGUAG